Messenger RNA from Tripterygium wilfordii, 1805 nucleotides. Its product is annotated as putative BPI/LBP family protein At1g04970. The coding region runs from base 43 to 1650 and encodes 535 amino acids. Gene Ontology annotation, molecular function: lipid binding. The transcript has 6 exons. The record is from RefSeq and is a predicted model, not a curated record. NCBI's taxonomy places the organism in Eukaryota, Viridiplantae, Streptophyta, Magnoliopsida, Celastrales, Celastraceae.
UCGUCGGUGUUUUAACUUGUAACGUUAAACUUUUGUUACCCCAUGCGUUCUGACCAACUGACGGUUUUGAUAAUCCUACAAGGUGAUGAUUUUCUUUCCUCACAAUACUGCGAGUCCUCUUCGCACCUGUCUCGCUCUCUGUCUUCCAUGGCUUCACCGAUUCUGCUACUCCUGGUUUCGUCUCUUUUACUCAUCCCUGCACAAGCCCAUCUACAAGAACCUUCAGACCAAGCUUUCACUUCUAUCCGCAUAUCCCAACAGGGCCUCGAUUUCCUUAAAGAUGUUCUGGUAAGCAAAGUAAUCUCCUCCAUCAUACCUCUCAAACUUCCAAAGAUCGAGAAGACUAUGAAGAUUCCCUUUUUGGGUAAUGUCCACGUGGUCCUCUCCAACAUCACAAUUGAUCGAAUUGACGUCCCUUCUUCGUAUGUGAAGCCCGGGGAUACUGGCAUCACGAUUGUUGCAUCAGGGAGUACAUGUAAUUUGACUAUGAAUUGGCAUUAUUCUUAUAGUUCAUGGUUCGUGCCCGUUGAAAUUUCGGACAACGGAAGAGCUUCUGUUCAGGUUGAAGGCAUGCAAGUGGGACUUACUUUGGGGAUAGAGAUCGGAGAAGGAACUUUGAAGCUAUCCCUGAUGGAAGGUGGUUGCUAUGCGAAAGAUAUUUUAAUCAAAUUAGAUGGAGGAGCUUCUUGGCUUUAUCAAGGGAUGAUUGAUGCCUUUGAUGACCAGAUAGAAGCUGCUGUGGAAAAUGCUAUUACCAAGAACCUUAACGACGGAGUUUUAAAGCUUGAUUCAUUUCUGCAAGCUCUUCCAAAGGAAAUCCCAGUGGAUGACAACGCUUCUUUAAAUGUUACAUUUGUGGAUAACCCUUUACUAAGUAACUCUUCCAUUGGGUUUGACAUCAAUGGGUUAUUCAUUGCAAGGAGAAAAGUUCACAUCCUCAAGCAUCAACAUAAGAAUUCACCAUCUUCAGUUUACUGCACAGAUCCAUCUAGAAUGCUUGGAAUCGCAUUAGAUGAGGCGGUCUUCAACUCUGCAUCAGCAUUGUACUACAAUGCAAAAUUUAUGCAAUGGAUCGUGGAUAAGGUACCAGAUCAAUCUCUUCUAAACACUGCUGGAUGGAGAUUUAUUGUUCCUCAACUGUAUAAGAAGUACCCGAAUGAUGAUAUGAACAUGGAUAUUUCUUUAUCUUCUCCUCCGGUCGUAAAGAUUUCACAGGAGAAAAUUGAUGCUACGGUUUAUGCUGAUUUGAUAAUUGAUGUCUUACAAGCAGACCAGGUUAUACCAGUUGUUUGCAUCUCAUUGGUGAUUCGUGGGUCGGGUUCUGUGAGGAUUGCAGGGAAUAACCUUGCUGGGAGUGUGAAAUUGGACGACUUCACAAUGUCUUUGAAGUGGAGCAAAGUUGGUAAUCUGCAUAUGUUCUUAAUCCAGCCUGUUAUGUGGACAAUUAUCCAAACUGUUUUCUUGCCAUAUGCAAAUGCACGUCUGGGAAAAGGUUUCCCGUUGCCCAUCAUUCACGGUUUCACGCUCGAGAAUGCUGAAACUCUCUUCUCCAGUUCAAGAAUUACAGUUUGUGGGGAUGUAGCAUAUGCAGAGCCACUGCAACACAGUCCCUUGAUCAACCAUGAUCAACUUCAUUACGGUUUUUUAUAAUGUCUUGUGAUUGAUUGUAGGAGUCAAAGGAUCAAUGGUACAUUAAUGUACAGUGUUCUUUCAUUUGUGUAGUGGACUUGCAACCGUUGAAUGUACAAAUUGUGCUUAUACGCGGUUCCACUUGCUGAGAUCAACGACUCUAUUCCUUCAUCCUA